AUGGCGAAGAAUGUCUGGCUCUUCUUGAUGGAGCUCCUGCCCACAGAAGAAAGCCAACAUUCCCAGCUGAUCCCUUGGGCCAUUGCUGCUAUUUUCAUCUUAAUUCUUAGUGCUUGUUUUCUUACAAGUUGUUUGGUGACUCAUCAAAGCUUGCUUCGCUGUAAGAGAGGAGCAGGGCACCAUGAGCAUCUGACAUGCUUCAAAGACAAAUUGGGGCAGAAAGGGUGGGCAGUGGUGCACUUGCCUGAGUAUAUGUUAGCAUGUGCAAGGACCAGAAACAUCUGGACUUGUUGUCCUAUAGGUUGGAGAGGAUUCCACUCCAGCUGUUACCUUCCUCUCAAUGACAGCAAGACCUGGGCUGAAAGUGAGAAGGACUGUGUAAACAUGUGUGCUCAUCUGGCCUCUAUCAGCACAGAGGCUGAGCAGAACUUUAUUAUUCAAUUUUUGGAUAGACGAUUUUCCUAUUUCCUGGGACUUAAAGAUGAGACUUCAAAAGGCCAGUGACACUGGACGCCAUUUAAUCCUCACGUGGUAUUCUGGCAUAAAGGUGAACCCAACAGCAGUCUAGAAGAAAGCUGUGUUGUUAUUAUUAAUAACCAAGAUAAAUGGGCCUGGAAGAAUUUUCCUUGUACUUUUGAGACAAUCAGGAUCUGUAAGAUACCUGGAACAGCACUUAACUGA
Molecule: messenger RNA, 681 nt
Organism: Erinaceus europaeus (western European hedgehog)
Lineage: Eukaryota; Metazoa; Chordata; Mammalia; Eulipotyphla; Erinaceidae
Gene: CLEC4D
Product: C-type lectin domain family 4 member D
Biological process (GO): antifungal innate immune response
Cellular component (GO): external side of plasma membrane
Molecular function (GO): carbohydrate binding
Source: RefSeq, a predicted model, not a curated record